CACGUCCAAAAGUGGAUUAUCAGCACUGUUGCGGCAUUGCAGGGCUCUGUACCGGAGGCUGGCAGAUUUUAGGUCUCGUGGUUGUAAAUGGCACGAGAGCGCAGCAGGUACACGCGCUCCUCGAGCGUUUCUCUUCACACGUUCUCGAUUCUUUAUUUAUUUUAUUUUUGUCCAACGUGUUAAAAGGUUAUCUUCGAACGUUUCCAAAAGGCACGGAAAGUCGACCGUAUCGAUUUUAAGCGGUCUGUGGCCGUUCGUAAUGAGUUUGUCUGCAAAUCUUGACAGCUUGGCAGUCGCUGGUCGAAAAAAAACCGAUGUAAGCGACUGAGGAGAAGACGAGACGCCUCAUGCUCGUUUUCUUUUAUGGAGCGCAAAAGGAGACGUGAAGCAGAAUGACAGGUUCAGUCACCAUUCACUUUCAUUGUAUGGGAAGAGGUGCGCCGAAAGUAAAUGGUGACUUGAGGCUGAGCUAACAGUCAGGACAGGGCAGGUAUCUUAUUAGCUCUCCGGAGGUGAAGGAUGGGGCGCAAACUGGAUCUCUCUGGUCUGACGGAUGUGGAGGCUGAGCAUGUGAUGCAGGUGGUGCAACGGGACAUGGAGCUGCGCAAAACGGAGGAGACGCGGCUCAAUGAGAUGAAGAAGGCACUGGUUGAGGAGGGCAGUCGGUCUGUUUUGCUGUCUCGGCAGCACAGGUUUAAUGAGCGCUGCUGCAUCCGCUGCUGCUCUCCCUUCACCUUUCUGCUUAACCCUAAACGUUCCUGCUUGGACUGUAGCUACAACGUUUGCAAGGGCUGCUGUACCUACAGUAAGAAGGACAAAGGCUGGCUGUGCUCCUCCUGCCAGAAGACCAGACUACUGAAGACCCAAUCACUGGAGUGGUUCUACAAUAAUGUGAGAAGGCGUUUUAAAAGGUUUGGCAGUGCCAAAGUGUUAAAGAACCUCUACAGGAGGCAUGCGGCCGAGCGUGGAGCUCUAGAUGAGCUUACAGCAACAGAGGGCAGCACUUAUGAAGAGAGCGUGUGCAAUGAGAGUAGCAUGUAUGAGAGCGACUCAACGUUCUACAGGCAAAGUGAAGAGCACAGCAUGGCUGAGACUAUUAAUGUGGCACUGCGGGUGGCAGAAGAGGCCAUAGAUGAGGCUAUUGCUAAGGCUGAGAGCCAGGCUGACAGUCAAGAGAAGCAGAACGAAGCUAAUUAUUUGCGAGAGAACAGAGGAGAGCUGAUAGAGGAACUGGCCACAACUAUAGUGCAGAAAAUUGUACGCCGGAAAAAGGACCUGUCUGAGAUGAAGUCUGAAAGUAAACUCGACCAGAACAAUGAUGGAAUCUCUCCUGAUCAAACCCAGAGUGACUUUGAUGCUUCUCGUUGGAGGUCUCACUCAGCUUUCUGUAUCUUGACUGAUGAGAAAAUAGACCAGCAUGCUAACACUGGGUCAAGACCUUCAUCUUCUAUAAGUCAUACUCUGGAAAUGAAGAAAGAAGAACCAGUGCCUGUCAAGGCCAUGCCUAGCUGGAGGAGUGUCGACCGACUGGACAAUUCCAUGUUACAGAGUCCUGAUGGUAAUUGGAUUGCUUAUCAGAGCAACCUGCUCUCUCGACCUGGCCUUUUAACUAAGCGCAAAAGUCUGGUAUAUAGCGUCCUGGAAAGGGAGUCUGGCGUGGUGUCAGCUUACGAUGAGAUGGGCUCCGAGACAGAGCCUGAAGCUAAUGGGGUCUGGGGCGCUGCACUGGAAGAGCUUCGGCGUAAAAUGUCUGCCAAUAAGCAGUUGAGUUACCCUGAGUCCUACAGCCGUCAAGCAACAUUGCCUUUGAACGCACAAGCACAACAUCUCAUUGAACACACCUUGACUGCUGACACCGAGGACUCCACAGGACAAGACGGGCCACUACACCAGUGCCAGAAAACUCUGCUGCCCUUCUUGAAGAGGAAAGUGCCUCUAGAACACAGGCGACCCUCAUCUGCCCGCCGGCCAAACAUCAUGGAUAUAAAUUUCAAUCCAGGAGGGGCUGAAAGCAGCGAGGAUGGCCUAGAGGAAAGCAGGGUCAAGAGGUCACGGCGAAGGAGGAAGAAUAAGAGAGAGGAGACAGAGUGGAAAGGACAGUCAGUAUUGUCUUCGGAUGUCCCGGAUUCCAGUAGUUACCUUUCAGAUGCUCUGGUUAAGAGACGCUAUGUGAAGCAAGACUCAGAUGUGCAUGGAAAAAGAUCAAGUGAUCACAGUCUAGAAGCAGACACUUCAGACACUGCUACUCCUGACAUCUUGAGCUCUGGAGCCGUGACCCCUGAUCCGUUCGGACUUGGUCUCAAUGCUCCCAACAAUUCCAAUCAUGGGGCCUUUGGUGUAGCUGGGUCUUUAGAUCAGGAGUUGACUACCAAACUGAAGGAACUGACCAGUCAAGUCAGAGAAACACAACUUUCUUCCACUGAGGAUGAACUGGACAGGUUGGAGUAUCAAACAGGGAAUGAAGAAGGUGAAACAAAAGAAAAAGGGGGAGAUGGUACCUUGACAAUUGAGGCUGAUUCGAAAGAAAUAUCAGAUAGAAUUGAAUCCACAAAGCAAGUGAGAUCAACAGCGAUGUUGAAAGAAGAUGAUCUGACUUCCAGACUGCGAGAGCUGACCCGUCAGGUGAGUGACACACUACUUUCCUCCACUGAAGAUGAACUGGACAGGUGUGAGAAUCAAACUGAGACCGAUAGUAUAAAUCAGUCAGUAAGAACUGAGUUACUGAGGGUAGAUGACAGGAGAGAUAGAAAUAAAAUGAUAGAAUAUGACUAUAAAACAAAAAACUAUGUAGCGAUGGUUGAAAAAGCAGAAGAAGAGAGAUCAGAGAAAAGACAAAAGGACAUUGUGGCAAAGCAGGGUGUUACUAAGCAAAAUGACACAAGUGAGAUACAAAUGUCAGAAGAAAUGAGCUCUGUGAGCCAAAAACAGAUACUUAAUGAGACAGAUGCAGAAAAUGAGAUAGGUAGAAAUAGAAUUGGAGAGACAAAGAGCAAAAGAGAAGUUCAGACUGUAGAGAAAAAUGCAGAAAUAAAAGAUUGCAGAAUUGCAGCUGAAGGUCAUCAGAGUAGUGCUGAAAACAUAGAGACUGAUGAUCACUUUGAGGAGCAGGAGGUUUUAUCUUGUGAACUGGCUUUGAGUAGACUGAUAAGUGAAGAUGGAAAGAUGGAAUUUGAUAGGAUUAUUAAUACUGUAGUGAAGGCUUUAGAUGAUAUGGAAGAACACAUAGAAGCUUAUGCUAGUGAGGGGGUAUUUUUAGACAGAGAGAGAAGUGAGGGAGAGAAACACGAGAUGAUGGAAGAUGAGGAGAAUGUAACUGAACAGGAAAUGGAUGACCACACAAUAUCUGAAGGAUGCUUUAUUGGUGGAAAAUCGAAGGAGAUGCAGGAAAAAGAAAUGAAGGAAGAGGGCAAGAUCAAUGAAGUUGUGGCACUAAAGAGCAACACUGAAGAUACUGAGGAAAUGGAAGAUAAACAAUGCAGCAAAUCAUUAGAAGACAGUCAAGGUGACUUGAUUGAGAACAGGGAGGAACAGACGGACUGCACAUUCCACAGUGCCACAUCUGUUCAGGAGUAUCUGUCACCGGAGGAGAUCUACAAGGAUGCACACAUGCUGGACAUAGAGAAAAACCUACAUUUAAUCUCCAAUAUACUACAGCAGAAGUACUCAGCAGCAUCAUUGCGGAGCAUCACCACAGAGGUGCUAAAAGUACUGAACGCUACAGAGCAUCUGAUUCACGGAUCUAUGGGAGAUGGACUGUGCCAAUCAGACCACAGCGACGCCUCUGUCAUUCCCCCUGACGAGGCCAGAAGACUGGAUGAGCAGCUUGGCAGACUGGAGGAGAAUGUGUACGUGGCAGCAGGGACAGUGUACGGGCUCGAGGCUGAACUGGGGGAUCUGGAGGAGUGUGCGCGCUGCAUCAGUGGAUCCACCACUGAAAGAGAGCUCGCUCAUCUGGAGGACCAGGUGGCCUCUGCAGCAGCCCAGGUGCAGCAGUCUGAGCUCCAGGUUUUAGACAUUUCCUCAAGAAUUGCUGCUCUGAAAAAUGCAGGUCUUAAUGUAGCUCCACAGACCCACUUUAUCAAGGUCAAGACUCCAAAAAACAAGACACAAACCAUUGGCUCAUCUCGGAAACUGAGGAGACGACUGCCAGCACCUCCAAAACAAGAUAAAGAAGCAUAACGAAGAUAGUGGGAUACAUCAGCAAACAUCAUCACAAAGUUAAACGACUACAGUCUAAAAUAAAGCCACUGAUCACAUGUGCCUUGAAGCUCAUGGCUCAUAGAUACAAUUUUAUGGACUCAAGCUCCCGCAGACAGAUUCAAAUGAGCUGAUGUAUCUGUAAACUGAACUCAGAAAUUACACAAACAAAUAACUCUUGGGUUAGAUUGCUUUAUUACCACCAGGUCCAAUAAUAAAUAAUAAAGUAAAUUAAUGUAAAAUUAUACUAUGAUGUGGAGCUUUGUGUGUAUUGGACCAUUACUAUGAAUGAAGCUCAUCAUUCAGUUAAGCCUUUAAUUUAAAAAAAUAUUGUAAAAGGAAAUAAUAGGAUAGUUCACCCAAACAUUAUAAAUAUAAUAAUAUCAUUUACUCGCCCAAUGUUGAAUACAAAACUGCUCUGAUUACCAUUGACUUCUAUAUAACAUUUAAAGCACUUCUCAAAAAGUUUAUUUUAUAUUCAACAGAUAAAGUUGAUGGUCAGCUUUCUUUUAUAUAGAUUAUAGAUAUAUAGAUUAAUUUGAAUUCCUGCCCCAAAUAUUUCCCUGGAUUAAUCUUUCUGAUUGACGGAUUUAGAGUAGAUUAUUCUAGCCAUGUGUCAGCUAUAUGAAUCAUGCAGAUCUUUAUUUGUGAUGAUAAUAUACAUUUACGAUGUUAGAUUUGAUAAUAGUUUACAAACUACUGUAAAGACAUUGAUUCACUGUAAAGUGUAAAUGAUCUGUGUAAAUUAAUGAAUUUUUUUUUGUUUGAUUAUA
Messenger RNA from Puntigrus tetrazona (Sumatra barb), 4970 nucleotides. It is a transcript of the gene myripa, whose product is annotated as myosin VIIA and Rab interacting protein a. Gene Ontology annotation, biological process: intracellular protein transport. The coding region runs from base 520 to 4179 and encodes 1219 amino acids. Gene Ontology annotation, cellular component: cortical actin cytoskeleton. NCBI's taxonomy places the organism in Eukaryota, Metazoa, Chordata, Actinopteri, Cypriniformes, Cyprinidae. Gene Ontology annotation, molecular function: small GTPase binding; actin binding; myosin binding. The record is from RefSeq and is a predicted model, not a curated record. The transcript is spliced from 18 exons.